AUGUCGUUUUUUGGCUUCGACACCAGUCGCCAUAACCCGGCGGCGACGGGCUUCUCGCAAGCUCACAAUCCGUUUGCCGGGCUCUCGAAUCGCGAGGAUGAAGGCGAUGCUCUAGAGUUCGAGGACACAUACGACGGCUUGGGCGACCAACUAGACGAAACUGGCGACGCGUUCAAUGACGAUACGUUUGGCGACACCACGGUUUUCGAGUCCAAGCCCGUUGGCAAAGAUUUCGAUUUCUUCAAUACUACCGCCAAGGUCGCGAACGCCAUUGAAGAGGAGCAUGUCCGUUUUACUCGCCAGCAACCCACGGCCCGGUCCUCACAAACGGUGCCCCAGGCCGCCGCGCCCGCUGCUUUCCAGCACCACGCGCCCGGAUCAUCUUCCUAUGGGCACUACUCCCAGUUGCCGCCCUCCAAGCCGGCUCGCACCGGUUAUGAGAAGUAUAGCAGCGAGCCCGUUGCUGAGCUUCAGGUCGACGCGGCCCUCUGGGGCGUGGCACCCAAGAAGCAGACGCAAGCGGCUGUUCCUUCUGCCUCACCGGCACCUAUGGCGGCUGCUCCAGCUCGAAAGAUCCUCAGCUUGGAGGAGGUGGAGGCACAGAUGAGGGCUCAGGCUAAGAAGACCUCACAGCAGGCCACGCCCUCCCCGGCGCCGCCGGUGGCUGCUGUCCCUUCGGGCUCCCAAACCCAAGUGCCUCCGAUGCAUUACGAUCAGGCGUACCAGUUCGCUCAACAUGGCCAGCCCGCCCAACACGCUGAUACUACUGGACAUGAUCAAGGCGCUCCUGCUGGGCAUGGUCAUCCCAUCACCAUUCUUCAACGGCCCACGUCGAAACCAGCUGCUUCCCCGCAACCUCCGACUCAACCUGCCGCCCACGCGCGGCAACAGCCAUCGGGGCCUAUCCACCCUACUCAGAUUUUGCAAAACCCCAACCGCCUUUCGGGAGACGCCGCGAGGGUCGGGAUGCACCAACAGUCUCCUCACGGAAGCUACCCAGGACAUCCGAUUCACAGGCAGCAGGGCUCCUUCUCGCAACAGCCGCAAAUUAUCACCCACCCGUCACAAUUGUCUCAGCUCAACGAGGAAGAGAAAGCGGCCUACUUGGACCAGGAAGCGAAACGAGCCAAGCGCAACCACAAGAUCUUUCUCAUGUCCCGCGAUAACGGUAUCAUGACUCCCCAGGACAAGAGCUUUGUGACCAGGAUCCAGCUUCAACAACUCGUGGCCGCCACCGGCAAUCCUAACGAGCAUGGCACUGAUGAGUCCUUAACUGAAGACUUUUACUACCAAGUCCACAGCCAGAUCCAGGGUAGCCAACGCCAGAACCCCAACCAACCACUCAACAAUUUUGCCCAGACGUAUCUUUACCAGACUGGUAGCCGCCAGGGUGGCAUGCGCCGUCACCACCGCGGCCCAGAGAAUCACAUGCAGCGCAUGGAGCAACAGGUCCAGCGAGCUGUAGAGGCUGCCAAGAACAAGCCCAAGAACAAGCAGCUUGUGAUUGAAGGUAGCCUGGGCAAGAUUUCCUUUAGCAAUGCUAAGACCCCAAAGCCGCUGUUGAAUAUCAAGCGGGCAGAGAACCCUACCGAGGCCCACCGCCCCAGCAGUGCCCACAGGCACAUCGACCAUGUGGGCGACAGGAAGAGCGACCUCCGCUCCAUUGAAAGCAUCUACACCACUCUGAUGAAGAUGGAGGACCACGACAGGGUUAUGCCCCCGCCCCCCGCCAACGAUGCGGACACCGAAGCCAUCCAAACUUUCGUCGCCUGGAACAGCGAAGCGCAAAUUCUCAACAACCAGCUCUGGGAAAGCCUCCGGAUCCACGACCAUCCCGACAACGGUGUGGUCCACCCCUUCAUUAUUCUGUUGUCAUACACCAAGGGUAUGAAGGCGAUGCAGCGUGUCUCGCGUCAUCUCACCCACGAGCAGCGGACAACAAUCUUGACUCUCAUUCUCGUCAACUUGGAUAGCUUGGACGUCGUACGCGGCGCCCAAGUGACGCCGGAUUCCCCGCAACCGAAUGCAGCUAUGCGUGAGAACGUCGAGCUCUUCAUAGUCGCAGUCAUGUCUACUCUGUUUAACAUCCUGAACGAGCUUGAUCUGGACCUUGUGGCCGGCAUGCUGGGAUUGGUCUGCAGCCGCAAUGUCGAUGUGAUUGCCAAGAGCCGAGUUGGUGCUUCUAUGCUCACCAUGAUCUUGAGCCGGGCCGAGAUUAUCAAGCAUGGUGGUGGCGGCAGCGAACAAGCAUGGCACUCUUGGGACGUGACUCACACCCAGUUCUUUGAUCUCAUCGAGCCUUCGCUCCCACACACCUUCCCCGGCCCUGUCACAACCAGCGACGACAUUUACGUCUGGCAACUUCUCGCCGCUCUUGGUAUUGGCGCCAGCCCUGACCAACAGCAGAGGCUUGUUCUGGCCGUCAAGGACCGCGUGAUGGAUACCGUCGCCCUGUCCAAGACACUUCCCCAGGAUCUCGCCGCUCAGCGCCUCCAGAACGUCAAUUUGUUCAUGCGCUCGAUCGGCCUAGAUGUGGAAUUGCUCCAGUAA
Molecule: messenger RNA, 2550 nt
Organism: Dichotomopilus funicola
Lineage: Eukaryota; Fungi; Ascomycota; Sordariomycetes; Sordariales; Chaetomiaceae
Product: topoisomerase II-associated protein PAT1
Exons: 2
Coding region: 1-2550 (849 amino acids)
Biological process (GO): P-body assembly; deadenylation-dependent decapping of nuclear-transcribed mRNA
Cellular component (GO): P-body
Molecular function (GO): RNA binding
Source: RefSeq, a predicted model, not a curated record